Molecule: messenger RNA, 1397 nt
Organism: Gambusia affinis (western mosquitofish)
Lineage: Eukaryota; Metazoa; Chordata; Actinopteri; Cyprinodontiformes; Poeciliidae
Exons: 5
Coding region: 451-1170 (239 amino acids)
Source: RefSeq, a predicted model, not a curated record
UGGAGAUAGGAACCAGCAACCCUCCCGACCCCAUUUAGGGAAGAAGGGUGUAAAGAAAAUGGAUGGAUGGAUGGACAAAACAGCAAAACAAACAAUUUGUGCCAUAAGAUUUUUGUGUAUAGUAGUCCAUAUGUAAUCUAUUUAAGACAACAGAACGUUUUUUUUUUUCUGUAUUUUGUCAUGGAUACAUGUUAAUGCUCUCAGAAUAACAUCAAGGUCUUAAAGAAUGUGUGAGGGAUGAUUGAUGCUCAGACAGUAAACACUCAUGUUUGUGCAUUGUUUCAUCCAGCUUCGAAUUCCCUUCCUUCAGGGAAGCAACGCAGAAAAAAAUGAAGGCAGUAAAACAGGUUAGUCUGCAGGAGAAUAUAUAAAGCAGUAACUGUUGAAGGUUUAUUAUCCUCUGAACUUCCAUUUGGAGACAGUCUACCAGGAAGACGAAUAAAAACUAACAUGAAGCCGGGCUUGCUGUUGGUGCUGGUUUUGGCGGUACUGCUGCCCGACCUCUUUGAGAGUCGAACUGUCACCAAAUGUGAACUCAAGGAAAAACUUGAGGCCAAAAUCCACCUGCCUAGAAAGCUUAGGAGGCAUACGGAUGAAGUCCUGUCACUAAUUAUCUGUGAGAUCAGCAUGAAGUCUAGUCUGAGCACCAGCUUGGUCAAUGUAGAAGGUAUCCGCCCUACCAUGACCCCAGCCCUACCAGAAACCAAGGGAAGGGAACCAACAACCAAAGCCACGACAGUUGCUCCAACUGCUCGUGUUACUACUACCACCACUACUGAUGGACCCGAUUCCUCAAGGCAUGAAUCAGAGGAAUCACAGGAAUCACUGAAUGACAUGGAAAACAAGUUUGAUGAGGAAGAGAUGGAGAGAGAUGAUGAACGCAUCAGCAAGGAGAGCAGCUCAGAGGAGGGCGAAUCUUCACAUCUCAAGAUGAGGCUCUGGUCUCUGGGCUACUACGGUAUCUUCCAGCUGAGGGACAGCCUCUUCUGUGAUUCUGGGUACCGCUGGUCCAAAAAUCUGUGUGGGAAACCUUGCACUGAUUUCACUGACGAUGACAUAACCGAUGACAUUGACUGCUUCCUCAGCAAUAACUACCACUGGUACCUCAUCAGGGGUGUCUCCCAUCAGUGCUUCCAACAGAGGAAAACCUUCCUCAAAGAUUGUUCCUAAGGCUGUGUGAGAGCAUGUUUUCUGCCACCAUGUGUAACUCUACCAUCAGACAACUUGUGAUCUAAAGUACUACUUUCUUUUCCAUUGUUGAUCAGUGUAAUCGCUUUCUUUAAACCAUAAAGAUAAAAACAUUGGAGUAGUUUGAUUUUGGGUUUUCUGUGGUUAUUUGAUGAUGAUUCGUGUAAUACAUAAUCACUAAAGACAAUAAAGGUGAAAGUUUGGCUGUG